AUGCAAGCACAGCAGCUGAUAGUCGUCCUGGACGGAGCUGUAGACGUUACACAUCCGGCCCUGGAUCUGCGUCGUGAUUCUCCGCGACCGCAAGUCAAUGCGAGGAAGGACCAUGCUAUCGAGGGUGUUGAGACGCGGGCACGGCGCGCACGAGCCGGAGCGGUCUUUGGGGCCGUGGAAUACGCAAGCGGCUUGUACGACCGUGACCUGCAAAGUUACAUGGGCGCUCAUCUUUCCUGUACAGGAACAGCUGUUGGCUCCACUGAGGUUCUCGUCAUUGACUUUGAGGCGCUGUGGCAAGCAGAAAGCCAGGAGCCGAAGCUGUCCCUCGUGCUGAGGACAUGGCUUUCUCGCCUGGCAUCAGCAGCCUUAAUGGCUUCGCACCAGGAUCCUCUCAGCCACCUGCACUGCAGAGAAAUGAGGAUACGGCAAGAUGCCCUCCGCUUUGCAGUUGUCUAG
This is a messenger RNA of Effrenium voratum, 459 nucleotides long. Lineage: Eukaryota; Dinophyceae; Suessiales; Symbiodiniaceae. The record is from the annotation of a GenBank genome assembly.